Messenger RNA from Zymoseptoria tritici IPO323, 420 nucleotides. RefSeq lists its product as uncharacterized. The annotation marks the transcript as partial. Lineage: Eukaryota; Fungi; Ascomycota; Dothideomycetes; Mycosphaerellales; Mycosphaerellaceae. The transcript is spliced from 2 exons. Gene Ontology annotation, cellular component: extracellular region. The record is from RefSeq and is a predicted model, not a curated record.
GCCUCGAUCUCGACUUCCACGCCCAAUAUGUCCAAGAGUUCAUUCCAGGAUGAGGUUCUCAACAGCACGAAUUACUACCGCAAACAAUUCCAAGUCGAGCCGGUGACCUGGAACGACACGCUCGCGGACUUCGCAGACGACUAUGUCAAAGGCUGCAUCUGGAAACAUUCUGGCGGUCCAUACGGCGAAAACCUCGCUUCCGGCUACGAAACCACAGCAUUAGCCAUCGACGCUUGGGGCGACGAAGAGCAUCUCUACAACUGGGCAAAACAGAAGUUCUCGGAAGGCGCUGGCCAUUUUACACAACUGGUCUGGAGCAACACUACGACCGUGGGCUGUGGAGUAGUCAACUGCACGGAGGAGGGAAAGGGAAACGUGCAAGGCCGAUAUCUGAUCUGCGAGUACUGGCCGAGGGGAAAU